Messenger RNA from Paramecium sonneborni, 423 nucleotides. The record is from the annotation of a GenBank genome assembly. NCBI's taxonomy places the organism in Eukaryota, Ciliophora, Oligohymenophorea, Peniculida, Parameciidae.
AUGGUAAUAAGCAUUCUAUCAAAUUAUAAAUGCUAAUAACCAUUCUAUUAAAUUAUAAAUGGUUUAGAUUUUAAGAGUCAUGCUAAGAUUUAAGACAGAAAAAUUUCCUAUUCAUCAGUAAAUAAGAGUUGAGAUAAUGAAAUGAUAAAUUAUUGAAUAGAUUUUGUAUCUUCAUAAAAAAAUGGAUGGAAAUUUGCUUAAUUAUAUUAAGGAAAUGAAGAAGUUGUUCUUCUACAUAUCAAAUUUAUUUCUGAGUCAUUACAAAAGAAUAUUAAAUCAAAGGAACUUCCUAAAUAAUAACUAUUGUAUGAAUAAUUUAAAUUACCCUUCCCUAAAAAAAGAAAUGGAGAUAAGAGAGAGGAGUAAAUUGAUAAUGUUAAAGAAGAGGGGAUGAGAGAAGUCAUGGAGAAUAGAGGAUGUUGA